AUGAGAGAACUUACAAGAGACGAAGAGGAUAGUGAAGAAAAGGAAGUUACAGAGCAUCCAAACCCUUGCCUCGCUGCGGCGGCCGCCACCAAGACCAAGAAGAAGAAGCCCCAAGCCAUACCUCUCUCCGAGUUCGCCAAACCGGCUCAGACCACCCAAACCAGAGGCCUCACCGCCGAAGAUCUCAUGUCGUUGCUGACUGGUCCGUACCAGAGAACCACCGAGGAGCUCGACCGGUCCAAGCUCAGUGGUGGAUUCAGAUCGUACGGUUACGAUAGGAAUAGAGGCGAGGAUGAAUUAGCGCCUUCUCGUGCCGAUGAUGUCGAUGAUUGGGGGUCUACGAAGAGGUCUGCUUCUAGUAAUGGAUUUGAGAGGAGAGGAGAGAGAGGGGAGAGAGGGGGGUUUUUCGGGUUCGAUUCUAGAGCUAAUGAAUCUGAUAGUUGGGUUUUGAAUAAGAGCUUUGUUCCUUCUGAAGGACGGAGAUUUGAGAAUCAGAGGGAGAGAAGAGUUGGUUUCGAGUCAAAUGGCGGCGCAGAUUUGGAGAAUUGGUUGAAGAAGAAGGACGUUGAUGAUGUUUUUGAUGAUGUUCAUAAGGUUGUCAAAACAAUGGGUGAUAAUUUGAAGGACAUUGAUGAUGUUUUUGAUGAUGUUGAAGAUGUAGUUGAUGUUGCGAAUGUUUGA
Molecule: messenger RNA, 681 nt
Organism: Camellia sinensis
Lineage: Eukaryota; Viridiplantae; Streptophyta; Magnoliopsida; Ericales; Theaceae
Source: RefSeq, a predicted model, not a curated record